Messenger RNA from Rotaria socialis, 381 nucleotides. Lineage: Eukaryota; Metazoa; Rotifera; Eurotatoria; Philodinida; Philodinidae. The record is from the annotation of a GenBank genome assembly.
AUGGAUGUUGUUGGUGAGAAUUAUCCACCAGCACCUUCCAAAGCUUUAAUGGCGCGUAUUUUAUCUAUGGUUAAAAUGGCUUUACUUGUUUGUCUUCUGUUUGGCCAGAACCCUUUUGUUCUUUUAAAUAUUCCAACUCCAGCAGCUUAUUCGUGGGCACUACAAAACAAAAUGUAUGCAUGUUUAAUGGUGUUCUUCUUUUCGAAUUCAAUUGAAUCAUAUUUGAUCUCAACGGGUGCCUUUGAAAUAUCAGUUAAUGAUGUUCCACUAUGGUCCAAGAUUGAAACAGGUCGUUUACCAUCAGCCAAUGAAUUCAUACAAAUGUUACAAACAUUUUCCACGAAGACCGAUUUUAAUGCUGCUGGUUCAAUCAAUUUCUAA